CAAGGUUCUUUGAUCUGGCAGCGCUCUCAACUUUAGGCUCUGGAUUAUGUCGGAGAAUCUUAUAGCAGACCAAACCGUGUGGAUCAGGUAUUUGUGUACUCCGUACACGAGAGAGGCAUGUCUGAUUUCGGACUUCUCCGUGCGGUAGACUCGAUUACGGUAGGCAAAUCAGCUUGCAGAGCUCCGACCCAGGCGGCUACUGGGACAAAACCCGAAUCGCGUUCUAUGAUCUAUCUCCCGCCGAAGAGUGAGAGACGGCUUUUAGUUGAGAAUUUUCUCGAAUUUACUUUGCUUGCCAUCGAGGCUGGUGGUUCCGGCAUCUUCUGCAUCUUUGGGUUUCUUUUUCUCUUUCAUUUCUGUCCCAAUUUAUUUUAUUUUAUUCUUUUUUUUUUUCUCCUUCCUUUAGAAUUUUUUUUAUACAUAAAAGGUACGUAGAUAAAGAUAUAGAUGCAUAUGAAAAUAAAAGAAGAAACAGCAGAAAAUCACAGCAAUUUUUAGCU
This is a messenger RNA of Xylona heveae TC161, 500 nucleotides long. RefSeq lists its product as hypothetical. The record is from RefSeq and is a predicted model, not a curated record. The coding region runs from base 118 to 435 and encodes 105 amino acids. NCBI's taxonomy places the organism in Eukaryota, Fungi, Ascomycota, Xylonomycetes, Xylonales, Xylonaceae. The transcript has a single exon.